This is a messenger RNA of Uloborus diversus, 2676 nucleotides long. RefSeq names its product galectin-6-like. The record is from RefSeq and is a predicted model, not a curated record. Gene Ontology annotation, molecular function: galactoside binding; carbohydrate binding. NCBI's taxonomy places the organism in Eukaryota, Metazoa, Arthropoda, Arachnida, Araneae, Uloboridae. Bases 132 to 1538 code for a protein of 468 amino acids. The transcript has 9 exons.
CUUGGCAGACGAUGAACAAAGUCGGUGAAGAAUGUGUGCAUUGUGAGGGCGCCACCCGCGGAAAAGAGGGGGGUCACUGCCCCCGCAUAUUCACCGGGGCGUUCGCCUGAAUUACAUCCUUCACUGCAAACAUGAGUAUCGUGUCCAGAUUGCUGAGUACGGCCGAAUGCGAGCCCGGACUGCAUUACCGGAACCCGAACGUUCCCUAUGCCUGCAGUAUUCCCGGAGGGCUCUGCAUUGGGAGUAAGAUCUACAUACACGGGGUACUCCCCCCGGGGCUACAACCAUCAUCGUCCGGUUUCUCCGUUGCUCUCCAGAGGGGUGCGGACGCAGACCACGCCGACAUACACCUUGACCUCCGCGUCGUACUGGGACCCUCUCCCAUGGUGGUACGGAACUCCAGGCUUAAUGGAGUAUGGGGACUGGAGGAGCAGCUUGUGGGAUCGUUCCCCUUCCCCGCACAUCCACGUCCCUUCCUACUCGUCCUCACUGCCUUUAUGGACUCCUUCGAGGGCGAGGUUAAUGGAUCUUCCCCAUUCUCGUUCAAAGUACGAGAUGGACUGCCGGUAUCUUCCGUCACCCAUCUGGCGAUCUCGUCUGGGGUCCUCAUUCGGGCAGUACAUAAACCAGUGGAGACUAUGCCGAGGAACUUACGUCUAAGUUUAGGUAAUGGGGCCAAGGUGGGCGAUAUGUUUUAUAUCCGAGGAGAGCCCACCCCUGAAGCCAAGAGUUUCGUCAUCAACUGGCAGACAGGCCCUGGAAAGUUCGAUGACAUCCUUUUCCAGCUUAAUCCUCGUUUGGAAGAAGGCCGCGUGGUGAGGAACAGUCGUCUUGAUGAUACGUGGAGCAAAGAGGAAAGUUCUUCGGACUGCCCCUUCAAACCUGACGAACCUUUCCUUCUCACCGUGGGCGUAACCCCGUUGGCUUUCGAGGUGCUACUCGAUGGAAAAGAAUGGCUAGAAUAUGCUCACAAACAAGACAUCUCAAAUGCCAUGACUCUUUUCGUUGAGGGUGAUCUUCAACCAUUAGACAUAAGCGUCGAUUCUGCAUUGUCGAACCUACCAUCUACAAUGAAUGGAAUUAAAACCAAACCCAUUCGUCUUCUUUCAUUAUGCCCUGAACUACCUUCGACUUCCAGAAUCACAGGUGGAUUUGAAAAAGGAUGUUUCUUACUGCUCUCUGGCAAAGUCAACGCUCAACCUAAAAAAUUAGAGGUAAGCAUACAAUGUGGGGAUAGUUCUGAUGAGAGUGACGUGGCUCUCAAGUAUCAAAUCCUCUGGGAGCAAGAUGGAACAUCAAAAAUCUCACUCAAUUCUCGAGAAGAAGAUAGCUGGGGCCAAGAACUGAAAGUGAAAGAAGUCGAAGGCCCGUGUCCGAAGAGGCCAUUCGAUUUCCUGAUCGCGAGAUCUGAAGAUGGAUUCCAUUGCUUCAUAGAUGGACAGGAAAAUGCCCACUUACCAUAUCGCUUGGAAGAUCAGCUUCCGAACCAUGUGACUCUGUGUGGAGAUAUCGAAACUCAUAGGCUGCUGCUGCUUUAAUCCAUGCAAAAUUGACCAGAUAGAGGGGGGAUAUUUUGAUCAUUUAAAUAGUUUCAGAUUAAGCCUCACUUGGCUUAUUCUAUAUUCAAGAGAGAAUAAUUUUGUAAGGACAAAAAACUAUGUCUGUGAUAACUGAGAAUUAAAGGGCAAUCCAAGAAACCAGUGUUUUUUUUUUCUUCAGUAAAAUAAAAUGCAGUAAAAUAGGAUGUCAGUUGUAGUCAGCAAGUUUCUUGUGCUGUGCAAAUAAUUAUAGAAACUUUUCUUAGCAAUGAAAAUCUUACUUUGUUGUUAAAUGCUAUAGUAUUUCUUUGUAACUUUACCUUGUAACAAGAAGCUAUGGUACGUUGCAUAAAAAAAAAAAAAAAAAAAAAGAAAAAAAAAGAAAAAAAAAAUAGAUUCAGAGAGCUGCUGAGAAAUUAUUUUAAAACGCUAUAAAAAGUCCUGUAUUUAAUACAUUACAAUUUUUAAUUGUAUGCAAAAACUAAAUGUUUAUUAUACCUAUGAAGAGCAGACAAAUUUUUCAGCAAUAAAAAUCUGCCAUAACCACGUUGUAUCAAUGAACUAAAUUCAAUUCUAAAAUGUACCCUUGAUUCCAAUUUAGGUUUAUAAAUUAGGCUGAUCUUUGCUAAUGCUUUUUUUUCUCUAUCUCAUCAAAUAAUAGCAAAAUUAGUGCGAUUUUUACUUGCUGUGUAUUGCUUUCCAUUCCUGCUGGGUGAUAUAUAUUUACUAAUAAACUGAAUGUUCCUCGGUUGCUCCCGCGCUGAGUGGCUUGAUAAUCUUAAGCAAAUGAAACAAUAAAAGACUACUGGUAUGGAGAACCAUUUAAUCAAUUAUAAUUAUUGCUUUAAAAGUAUAACAAGUUAAUAUUGAUGCUUUCAAUUUUUAUAAUAAGAGUAGGUGUAAAUGCUUAAUAAAUAUGUUCAUAAGUUCAAGAGUGGUUUUAAAGGAUAGUUAUGUUUGUUUAACCAUUGUGCCACAGUACAGCACAGCAAAAUGAAAUCGCAAAAUGAAUGGGUGUAAACUAUUCAUUGCAUACUGGGGUGCCUGGAUUUUGAUAGAUAGAUCUUUACACUCUUGACUGGUUUAUGAUUGUACAAAGUCAUGUAAAAUAAUUAUAAUAAAGAAAUUUUUAGGCAAA